AUGGCGCGUCCACCAAAGGACUCCUUGCCGGAGGAGGACGCCGGAGCAGCCUUCGUCCUCCAAUCCAAAGGUCAAUGGUGGCACGCAGGUUUUCAUUUAACCACGGCGAUUGUUGGCCCAACGAUACUCACGCUGCCGUACGCUUUCAGAGGAUUGGGGUGGGUGCUUGGGUUCGUUUGCCUCACCGUGAUGGGCGCUGUCACAUUCUACGCUUACUUCCUCAUGUCCAAGGUGCUCGAACACUGUGAGAAAUCCGGUCGCCGCCACAUCCGUUUCCGGGAGCUUGCCGCCGACGUCUUAGGUUCGGGAUGGAUGUACUAUUUUGUAAUCUUCAUCCAAACGGCAAUCAACACUGGAGUUGGCAUAGGGGCAAUCUUGCUCGCUGGGGAAUGCCUUCAGAUCAUGUACUCCAACAUUUCACCUCAUGGAUCCCUGAAAUUGUACGAGUUUAUAGCAAUGGUGACAGUGGUAAUGAUAUUUUUAUCCCAACUUCCCUCUUUCCAUUCCCUGCGACACAUCAACUUGUGUUCACUCUUCCUUGCAUUGGGCUACACCAUGCUUGUGGUCGGUGCGUGUAUUCAUGCAGGAAAAUCAGAAAAUGCCCCUCCAAGGGACUAUUCCUUAGAACCUAAGAAGUCUGCAAGGGCCUUAAGCGCCUUCACCUCUAUCUCCAUACUCGCAGCAAUAUUUGGGAAUGGCAUAUUACCCGAGAUACAAGCAACUCUAGCACCCCCUGCCACAGGGAAGAUGGUAAAAGGCCUUGCUAUGUGUUAUGCUGUGAUUUUUGUGACUUUCUACUCUGCUUCAGUUUCUGGAUAUUGGGCAUUUGGAAACAAGGCCAGCUCAAACAUUUUAAAUAGUCUGCUGCCAGAUAAUGAACCUGCCUUGGUUCCAACUUGGGUCCUUGGACUUGCUGUCAUCUUUGUUCUUCUUCAGCUCUUAGCAAUUGGCCUGGUUUAUUCUCAAGUUGCUUAUGAGAUAAUGGAGAAGAAAUCAGCAGAUGUUAAGCAGGGGAUGUUUUCCAAAAGAAAUCUUAUUCCUCGCCUUGUUCUUCGAUCAAUUUACAUGAUAUUCUGUGGGUUCAUGGCAGCCAUGUUACCAUUUUUUGGCGACAUCAACGGUGUGAUUGGUGCUAUUGGUUUCAUCCCUCUGGAUUUCAUCCUGCCUAUGCUUCUGUACAACAUGACUCACAAGCCACCAAAAUCAUCCUUAACUUAUUGGGUCAACAUGUCCAUUAUGGUGGUGUUCACGGGUGCAGGAAUCGUGGGUGCAUUCUCUUCCAUAAGGCAAUUGGUUCUUGAUGCCAACCAAUUUAAGCUAUUUAGCAGUGAUGUUAAGGAUUAAGCAUAUGUACAAGUACAUUGGUGUAUGCAAUAUAAGGUUUUUUCAAAUUUUAGAAAAUAGGGGAGAAAGCAGAUCACAGACAAAAGCACUGUCCCUGUGGCAUCAGUGUUUUACUAAGCUACUUGUGAGCUUGUAAUCUGCAAGUUCCAUAAGAGCUCGUUUGGAUACCUGCUAAAAAGUAUGGAAACGGAAAAAUAGCACAUUUCAAACAAAAAGUGUAUCACAAUGUGUUAUUUUCCUCUUUCGUACUUUUUGAUUCACAACGGGAUUUGGACUGCAUGUUGCUUCAAUCUUCUUGUAUCAAUGGAUUCUAUGUAUCAACCGGAGCUCCAUGUUGCUUCAAUCUUCUUGUA
Lotus japonicus is the source of this 1697-nucleotide messenger RNA. Its product is annotated as probable GABA transporter 2. The record is from RefSeq and is a predicted model, not a curated record. Gene Ontology annotation, cellular component: plasma membrane. NCBI's taxonomy places the organism in Eukaryota, Viridiplantae, Streptophyta, Magnoliopsida, Fabales, Fabaceae.